This is a messenger RNA of Fukomys damarensis (Damara mole-rat), 4144 nucleotides long. Its product is annotated as sialic acid-binding Ig-like lectin 8. Gene Ontology annotation, molecular function: sialic acid binding. The record is from RefSeq and is a predicted model, not a curated record. The transcript is spliced from 6 exons. Gene Ontology annotation, biological process: cell adhesion. Bases 2 to 1546 code for a protein of 514 amino acids. Lineage: Eukaryota; Metazoa; Chordata; Mammalia; Rodentia; Bathyergidae. Gene Ontology annotation, cellular component: plasma membrane.
CAUGCUCCUGCUCCUGCUCCUGCUGCUGCUGCUGCUGCCAGCGAGGCUGCUCUGGGCUCAGGAGGGGGCGUGGUGGCGGGAUUUCUCCCUGAAGGUGCAGAGCCGGGUGAAAGUGCAGGAGGGCCUGUGCGUCCAUGUGCCCUGCGUGUUCACCACCCUCGGAGAGUGGACUGAGUCGGACGCGGCUCACGGCUACUGUUACCACUCACCGCACACUUUGCUGCUUGCCUUUUUCCGAGGCUCCGCCCUGAGUGGGGAUCCACGCUGUCCUGCAGCCCCUUUGCCAGGCCUCCUCUCCUCAUCUGCCCGCCCCGAGUUUGCAAACCAGCUUUUCCCACGGGCCUCCGUGGCCUCCGAGUCCACCCCGCAUCUCACCCUGCACGCGCUUUCUCCAGCUGACCCUGCCGUCCUUCUGCUUCCUCGAAGUUCUCAGGCCUCGCAGUCUCUGCAUUCCCUGCUUCUCCUUCUGGAGUCCCCUCCCCUCCCCGCCACCGGCCCCCAGCCUGACCUCCGUGCUCACCCGGGUGUGAGAACGCUGCUCAGAGCAGCCUGGCCGACCAGUACCCGGGGCCAGGCGAAAGUGUGGAUAAGGAGUCUUCCGUGGAGUCUGGCUUCUCGGUUUUCACCCAGGCCUUCUGGGGGCAGCUGGUGGCUUGGCUGGGCGCCCUGUGAAGCCCCAGGCCGUCCCUCUGUCCUGCCGGGACCUGAGUCCAGGUGGACAGAACCUUCAGGGUCUGAGCCGGGCCUCGGCUCCUGCCCACUCCCGUGUCUGCUGAUCACGCAGGCACCGGUUCCCCUGCCGCUGUCUCUGCGCCUGAAUCUCCCUCCUCUGUGUCUCCUCCCGUGUCCUUCCCGUAACCGCUUCGCCACUCUGACCCUCCGCGUCUUCUCUACAGCACCCACAGCCCUGGCGAACGGCUCCUCCCUCCCAGUCGUGGCGGGCCAAGCUCUGCGCCUGCUCUGUGCGGUGGACAGCGACCCCCCUGCCAGGUUGACCUGGUCCUGGGGGAACCUCACUCUGUGCCCCUCGGAGCCCGCGAACCCUGGGGUGCUGGAGCUGACUCCACAGCACCUCAGGGGAGAGGGAGAAUUCACCUGCCGGGCACAGAACUCUCUGGGCUCCCAGCGCGCUUCCCUGAGCCUGUCCCUGCAGGCAGACCACGAGGGGCUUCCACCGAAGGGGCUGGGAGUGACCGGAGUGACCCUGGGGGCAGUCGCGGGAGCCGGCACCACAGCCCUGCUCUUCCUGUCCUUCUGCAUCGUCUUGGUCAUAAUAUGGUCCUGCAGAAAGAAAUCUGCAAAGCCAGCAGCGAGCAAGAGGGAUCCCAUUGGCACCAGCAGCUUGGCCUCACAGGGUCCGCUGGUUGAAUCCCAGCCAGAUGACAGCUCCUCGCACCAGCCUCCCCCAUCUGUGACUGCCCUCUCCUCAGAAGAGGAAGAAGAGAUCCACUAUGCAUCCCUCAGCUUCCAUAGGGUGAAGCCCAGGGACCCGCAGGACCACCAGAGCAUCACCAGUGAGUACUCGGAGAUAAAGAUCCACGAGUGAGAAGCCGCUGAGACUCGUCCUGGUUGGAGAGGUCACAGCCCCUCUGGGCUGAGGAAAAGUCAGGUCCUGUAGAAGGAAGAAUCCUCCAAGUGAGCCUGCUAUGCAUCCAGAGCCCGUCCUCAGCAGUGCUGAAGCUGUGCUGCUACCCUGCAUCUCCUCUCUCCCUCCACCUGGCACUGCAGCCUCCCAUAAUCUACUUCUGUGAGUUUGACUUUUUUAGGUUGCACAGAUGAAUGAGAGACACAGUUCCUAUUUAUCUGUGCCUGAAUCACAGCACUUAACAGUAUGUCCUCUAGGCUCAUCCAAGUGGUUGCAAAAAAAAAGGCAAUAAUGCAUUGUAGGGCUGGGGAUUUAGCUCAGCUGUGCUGCCACCUGCCUUGCAAGUGCAAGGUCCCAAGUUCGAUCCCUGGUACAAACCAAACCAAAACAAAGACAAAUAAUGUAUUGUAGACAGAGGGUGUUAAAUGUUCUUCCUAAGAAUGGUAAGUAUUUAAGGUGAUAGGCUAAUUAGCCUUAUUUGAUCAUUCCUCAAGGUGUGAAUCUAUUGAAAAAUCACACUGUGCCUAAAAAGGCAUAGAUAACUAUUAUUUGUCCAUUAAAAUGAACUUUAAAGAAUUCCUGUACGUGAUGAGCUAUAACUAUAGUGAAAGAAGUUGAUAAGCUAUAACUUUAGUGAAAGAGCACAGGCUUUGAAAGCACUCCUGAUUCAAAUCCACAUUCUGCCCUCUUAUAAAGUAAGGAACAGAAAAAUCCCACCCCUCAGUGCCUCAGUUUCCUGCUCAAAAAAUAGGGAUCAGAAGCCCUCCUUCAAGGUGAGAACGACAGGAAUAAAAUCCCACCAUAGCUCCUGGAACAGAUGGGACUGAGCACACGCUGAAUCUGGAUCCUAUGCUUUGAACAAGGGGUCCUGCUGGGGGUUCCUCCCUUGUCUGGGAAUGGUCAGUUAUCUGUGUGAGGAUGCCAGUUGCCUACAAAUAGCUGUUUCACAGCUUUUGCAAAAGUGACUUCAGCUUGUGAAUCAGAUCUGUGCAGCGUCUGGGCUCUCUCUCUCUCUCUCUCUCUCUCUCUCUCUCUCCCUUUGAUCUUGAGGCCUUGGACUCUUCAUCUUGCAGGCAGUCCAGAGGGGAUCAUUUGGACAUCCAGAGCAGAGUUCACUAAUGGCCCCUUGCUCCUGAACAACCCCUUCAGCUUCCUCAUGGCCUCACUCCUCCAUCCAUGCUGCCUGCUGUUCCAUCUGGUCUUUCUAAACCAUUUUCAGGGCACCCCACCGAUUCAUGCCUCAGUCCUUGAUACUGAGGUCCCUCCUCCUAGAAUGUCUUCCCACUGAACCUCCAGCUGCUUCUGUGUCUGGAAGUGGAGCUUGAGGGGUGGCCUCUGGAUUGAGAUGAGGGAGGCAAGAGGCAGCUCAUGGUCUCCCUGCUCUCAAGCCAAACCAAGCAAAUGAGCAAAGUGCCCCCCUCAAAUCUUAGGAUCAUCUGGAAAAUGCAAUAACAUGAUUUAAAAUUCACUUACACAUGUCACCCAAACCAGGAAAGGAAUGGAAAACAAUUGCUUGAUACAUGUAGUCUUGAUGGCAAGAAAUCAAAGGAUGGAUGAAACACAAACAGUUCUUUAAAUCUGGAUCCUAGCCCAUUUAUGGAAGCACUGAAAAACAAAAUGUCAGGGAACAAUCUUUUAAACAAACAUGCAACUUCUGUACUGAAAAAUACAGAACGUUGACAGGAAAAAAGAAGAUCCUAAGAAAUAUACCAUGUUCAUGGACUGGAAGAACAAUAUCAUUAAGAUGUAAGUUCUCUCUAUGUUGAUUUAAAGUAAUCCCAGUCACUAUACAUAUACAUAUAUAUGUGUGCAAGUGCGUGUGUGAUAUAAAACAUGGGCAUAUAUGGAAUACGUGUGUAUAUAUAAGGAUAUAAUGUGUAUAUAUAUAUAUAUAUGUACAUAUAAUAUGUAUAGAUUGAUGAGUUGAUUAUAAAAUUGAUACGGAAGUGUAAAGGGCUACAAUAGCCCAAAAUCAUGUAAAAGUAAACCACUGUAGGAAAAUAAAGCUUUAACUUUUUUUCUUCCUUCAGGCUUUACUAUUAAGCCAGGGUAGUCAAGGCAGUGUGGUAUAGAAUAGAAUAGAAUCUAUAAAUAGACCACAUAGAUGUGGUCAAUAGAAUUUAAAUUCAUUCCACUGGGACAGACAGAAAAACUUUUCAAUUAAUACUGGUAGAACAAGUGGAUCAAAGUAUGGAAAACAAUGAACCUUGACUCCAUCACACACACAAAAUAGUCUGAGAUGACUCAUAAACCUGACAGUGAAAGUGGACACUCAAACUUCCAUAACUGUGGCCUUCAAUGUGGUGCUACUAGCCACACAGGGCUAUAGAGACUUAAAAAAUGCUACAUUUAGUAAGCAAAAGAAGAAUAUAAGGCUUCCAUUAAUUUCAAUUUUGGUGGCACGUCAAAAUGAUAUUUGAACAUAUUUGGCUAAUAAUAUGCUAUUAAAAGUAAUUUCAUUUGUCUCAUCUUACUUUUUGUUGUGUCUACUAAAACAUUCAAGAUUACAGAUUGGAUUGCAUUGUAGCUAGGCAGUGGUCCUAUGCAGGAAAACUGAGA